Messenger RNA from Acanthaster planci (crown-of-thorns starfish), 1658 nucleotides. Its product is annotated as putative methyltransferase DDB_G0268948. NCBI's taxonomy places the organism in Eukaryota, Metazoa, Echinodermata, Asteroidea, Valvatida, Acanthasteridae. Gene Ontology annotation, molecular function: S-adenosylmethionine-dependent methyltransferase activity. The record is from RefSeq and is a predicted model, not a curated record.
AAAAUAUACAUGUAUCUCGUAAAAAAAAUUCCAAAAAUAGAAACAUUGAAUACAAUUUAAAUCACAGAGAAUGAUCUCAAAACAUAUAUUUCGUAAAAAGAAACUGGAAAACAUAUAAUUAUCUCGUAGACACAAACUUCGAAAAAAUUUACUUUACUUUUUCAAAAAAAUAUAUACUUGAUGGCACUCCAGGGCUCUCGUAUAAAUCUGUUGUUUAAUAGAGAUACCUCUUUUUCUAAAAAUGAUAUUGCUAUACUGGACUAAAUAUCAACUUUGCACGCCAUAAUGUACUAAGGUGCGAGUGCGUGCACACGGGUACGGGUGUCAAAGCGUGUCAAGUAACAGUGAUUAUGCGUGUCAGCAGAUCGCUCACGACACAAGCUACCUUUGAUCAGACCAGGGACCCUCUGAUCAGACCCCAGACAGCAGAGCCUUUUCAACUCGCAGUUGAUGUAGGGUGUGGAUCAGGCCAGAAUACCAGACCUUUGGCCCCAUAUUUUGAAAAGGUCAUUGGUGUUGAUGUGAGUGAGGCACAGAUAAGAGCUGCACAGUCUUUGGAGAAUCCACCAAAUGUUGACUUUAGAAUAGGAAGUGCUGAGAGCAUUGCUGUACCGGACAGGUCUGUCGACUUGAUCACAUGUGCAGAGUCAGUGCAUUGGUUUGAUUUAGAUGCGUUCUUUCGUGAGAUGGACAGAAUACUGAAACCCAACGGAUGCAUUGCAAUCUAUGCAUACCACAAAAUACGGCCCUGGGUUGAAGGUGAUGACGUAAAGAAUGAACAAUUAAAGGAUGUGGUCAUGCAGCUCAGCGGUGUAACUCUAGGAUCCUAUAACAGCCCAGGUGCACGGCAUCUUUUUAACAGGCUGGCAGAUAUCCACAUCCCGUAUGAUGAGAAUAUAAGAGAUGAAUCAUUAGAUAUUCAAUAUGACACUACAAUGGCAUCUUACAUGGACUACAUCCAGUCUUGGUCAGCGUAUCAAGCUUACCUGGAGAAGAAUCCAAGUGGUCCUGAUAUCCUAAAGGAAGUUCAGGAACGGUUGAUGGAACUCUUAAGUUCAGAUUGUUCUCCAGAAGAUGCCAAGAUACGUGUCAGAUCUCCAGUUGUCUUGCUUCUUGGAAGAAAACCACAAGAGGAGACCUGCUUGUAGGUGAAUGGCUUUGCUUGAAACAAUAACUAGUGAUCUUUGCCGUUGUCCAAGUCAAAAAUGUGACAUUUCCUAAUGGAUAAUGCAAUUUGUCUUUGUCCAGGUCCGUGCAAUUGCUUUUACCAUUUUCAAUUCAUUGAGAAGAAUUUUAAAUUUUCUUUUCAUGAAUAUGUAAACAUUUUAAUUUGUUAAUACAAGAAAUUUACAAAGCUUCCUUGACCUGACGAGGAAAAUCUUGUCAGAAAUUGUCCCCCUCAUUUCUGUACAUCUCAACUACAUCACAAUCAGGUGACUCGGUGUACUCCUACACAUAUUAAAUGUAACGCAACUAUUUUGUUGUAGUCUUUAAGUAGAAGCUGAAAUUUAAAAAAAAGAAAAUUUUGAGAUCAAAAGUGCAUUUAAGAUUAUUUAAAGUUAAUUUUAAGGUUCAUUUCACCGCAUGCCCCGAGUCUUUAUAUGUUAAAUAUUCUCUUUUUUUAUCCCUCUAUGAAAAAAAAAUUCUACAAAAAAUAA